Messenger RNA from Rhipicephalus sanguineus (brown dog tick), 2947 nucleotides. Its product is annotated as protein pinocchio. The transcript is spliced from 4 exons. The coding region runs from base 211 to 690 and encodes 159 amino acids. NCBI's taxonomy places the organism in Eukaryota, Metazoa, Arthropoda, Arachnida, Ixodida, Ixodidae. The record is from RefSeq and is a predicted model, not a curated record.
UGCUAGCCAGCGCGUACGCGUUCGUUUCGGGGUACAAACCGAAAGUUGUGUUAUUGCCGCGCGUGCUUUCUGAGGCAAAAGUUUGUCUCGCUUGAGCGUCGACUGAAUCGCAGGAAAGGCACGGAGCUGUGCCUUUCGUCUACAUCUGUCACUAAUAUUUGUUCGGCAGCUAUUGCCGUUGUUGUGUCCACCACGUGGAAUAAUAAUUCGAUGGCCAGCGGAGUUAUAGUGAGCUACCCGUCGCCGGCGCCUCACGAGUCCCGCCCUACGGUCUUCAAAAAAGACCGACGCAUGCGGCAUUCCAAGUCGGACCCUGUGCUGAUGGCGCUGUCGCACAACUCAUUCGCGCGCUACUCGGAGCGAGAAAAAUGCUGGGACAGCAUCGACGAUCUGGCAUUGGAGCAGCUGCAGUCUGACGCCUCCGACGCCAUGACGCUGGAGGGUCUCAAGAGCCACUACAACUGCUGUUUCACGUGUGGAGUGAGCUGGUCAGAGGAACAGACUUGUCUGGACUGCAGCGAGUGUGGAGGAUACGCCCUACAUCGCCCUUGCCCCCACUGCAAUGGCACUUGCGAUGGACUCUGGAGUAGAGAUUUGGACGCUACCCACAAGAUGAGACGUGCCCAGUGGAUGGGAGAGUGCAAGAAGGCCCCGCGCGAUAACACACCAAAGAACCAGCAGGACUCUUGAGUGCCGUCCAUCCUAGCACAGCCCUCGGGUGGCCUCACCUCCCGUCAACUGUACAUAGAGCAAGUUGUCCCGCCGCUCCCACCGUGACGUUCCUCCUCCCGCCCAUACUGCACGCCGACUUUGAAGAUUGUUAUAUCGCACAGAUGAGAGCGAAUUUUCGCUUCACAGCACCGUGGCUUCUACACGAUUAUAUAGUUACCACGGACUCCGCGGAAUUUCUCUUUGUGAUGUGACAUCCUCUGGACUUUUGUGCAUUGUACGCCAACUGCGACGGCAUCAUGGGAAAUGUCGACAGCAUCCUGCUGCCGCCGCCGGAUGACCAGCUUCUUCGCUGCUGACGUCAAUAGCCCUGCUAGCGGGAUAAACGUAGCAUCCAAACAUUCCAGCCGUCGCAUAGUUGGCUGCUUUCCACCUCUCAUGGUUUGAGGAAAACGGUUCACUGAUAUCGGGGGCAUAUUCUGUACAGACGUGCUGUUUGUUUCGUGUUUCGCAAUUGAGUUCGCACGCUGCCAUGUCUUCCCUCCAUUACAAGAUUCCGUUAUGAAAAUAUGGAUGCGGUCAUUACUUCCUCAAUGGUAGAAACAUACUCUGCGACUGUCGGGAAACUAUUCUUUUCUAAAACAGCGACCUGUGUCUAGUGAGGUGGCAUUGUUGCUUUGCAGUGCGUCUAGUUAGAACUCUUGCGUGUUUACUUAAGAAAGACCAAUACUAAAACGACCUGCGUGAAGCAUCCCUACGGCCCUUUUGUGCAAUGUUAAACUGAUUUAAUUUAACCUAAGAACACACACGGCAUAAUCAAUGCGAGAUGAGUAGGGGAGGAAAAAACUUUAAUUGUUCGGUGGCCGACCCGUAAUACCAGAACUUUGGGCCGGUAAGGCCCAAAUAUAACGCGAGGCUUUGUGUAAAAUAUUUGUAAGAUGUAAAUCUCUUGCAAGUUUACAUACUCUAAAGUUGCAUUAACUCCGUAAGUAGAACCCAGUGCUGUAGCAUUUUUCACGUAUUGACUAGCUAAUAACUUGUCACGGAAAGGACACAGUGCAAAUACAGGACACAGGCCUCGUACUUAAGAAAUAUAGACCUAAUAAUGUGACAGCUUGACAGCAAAUAAUAACACGUGAUUUACUCUCACCGUGUCUUCGAACAAGACGUACAUCGUAAUAGCAACUACCAACAGCUCACAAACAUCUCAUUAAUGCCUUAUUUCUGUGUUCUUCACUCCACCUAGCCUGUUAAAGAAGCACUUCCCGCUUUGUAUUUUGUUAUUCCAUGUCACACCAAAGCCUUUCUCGACGCCUGUGUGUAGUUUGACUCGUUUUACGAUAUGGAGGGAAGCUCAAAAACUCUGCGCCUUUGUUGUGUGCCAAAAUUGUUUUUAAUCUAUCGUGGUGCAUGUAAAGAAUCUCGCACUGUGAACAAAUAGACGUCACCGCUUUCAGUAUUCGGCUGUCAUACCUUCAAAUUCCACUUUUAGGAGACAGGUGUGCAGUUACCUGACAGUGGCGAAUGUUCUUACAAGCAGAAAAGUGUGCUUUGCAUAAGAAUGCCUCAGAAAGCCACUCAUGUGAGACGAGAGUGCCUUGGCUUUGCGAGGAAGCAAUCCAGAGAACGUGUAUUUUUGUAUGUGGUGAUGACAAAUGUUAGAAACUCCAAGGCACAGUGUCUGGAACUUGGUCACGAUAAGAAGGAAAUGAUAUGUGUCCACUAUCGGCUGAAGGAGACUUGAUGCAGUGCUCCUGAACGGAUCAUUCUAGGCGUGCUAGGCAUCAAAGGUGUUCCGCCCGAUGACGCGACAUGCGCGAUUCAUGCUAUGGUUCUUUCAGUUUUAUUUUGCAUCAUUCAGCAUGUCACAUGCAACUGCUUGUUAAUUCUCAAAAAGUUACUAGUAUGUUGAGGAUCAAGAUUCGGGGCUGUAUAUCUGCAGAUAACGCAUAGUUAAGCACAAAUCUCAGUUUAGAUUAUUAACGAAGUACUAAAAAAGGGCAGCUGAUAGAUAAUCGAAUGAGAAUCCGGCGAAAGUUCUACAAUUAAAAAGAAAAGAAAGAUUAUCACCCGAAAGUCGCAUACACUGCGCAGGUCACGCCAUCAGGCUUUGCUGAGCCCGCAGAAAAACUCAUGGUGCCACAGAUAUCAAACUUGUCUUGUCCUCCGGUGCACAAAUAUGUUCAUCGUGCGCGUAUUAUUUAUUGAAAUGUGUCUCGCGGAAUGUGCAUCUUUAUCAGAGUGAUUAUCAUUUGCAAUAAAAGUUAUCUCACAGUUA